Stereum hirsutum FP-91666 SS1 is the source of this 597-nucleotide messenger RNA. RefSeq lists its product as uncharacterized. Bases 1 to 519 code for a protein of 172 amino acids. The record is from RefSeq and is a predicted model, not a curated record. The transcript is spliced from 3 exons. NCBI's taxonomy places the organism in Eukaryota, Fungi, Basidiomycota, Agaricomycetes, Russulales, Stereaceae.
AUGCCUCCCUCACCACCCACUGCUUCAGAGUGGCCGCUUUACUUCUCUGCCACUGCGUCCAUAAAUGCUCCAAGAGAGAAGGUGUGGGACACUCUUUUGGACUUCUCGUCCUAUCAUUCAUGGAACCCGCAUAUUCGCUCCGCGAGUCCUCUAGAUUCAAACAAGAAGCCCCUCGCCCCCUCUGUCCCCCUCUCAGAAGGUCACUACCUUUUUCUCAAAACCCACAUACCCGCCAGUAUGGACGACUCUAUCAAGACUACGGACAUGACUGAACACAUCAAGUAUGUAGACCGUGAGAUGUUCAUGCUUGCGUGGGGAUCUGAGGGUAGCGGUGUCAUGUUCGGUGCAGAACAGUGGCAUAUGCUGACGGAGGAGGAUGGACAGACAAAGUACGAAGUUGUGGCGGUCAUGAAAGGUUUAGUGGCGCACGGGGUUAAAAGAGUCAUGAAACAAACUGCUCGUGAUUUGGAGUCCUCUAUUCAAGACAUGGCGACGAGUCUUCAGCGUGUUUGUGAAUAGAUAAUCCUAGCGUUGUGCCACGUACCUACAUAUAACUUGGCACUCAUCUUUCCUUUGACUUGACAAUCCACCCCCUUG